This is a messenger RNA of Solea solea (common sole), 1539 nucleotides long. Its product is annotated as sperm-associated antigen 6-like. Gene Ontology annotation, biological process: epithelial cilium movement involved in extracellular fluid movement; sperm axoneme assembly; filopodium assembly. Gene Ontology annotation, molecular function: microtubule binding. The coding region runs from base 1 to 1539 and encodes 512 amino acids. Gene Ontology annotation, cellular component: axoneme; microtubule cytoskeleton; acrosomal vesicle. The record is from RefSeq and is a predicted model, not a curated record. Lineage: Eukaryota; Metazoa; Chordata; Actinopteri; Pleuronectiformes; Soleidae. The transcript has a single exon.
AUGAGUCAGCGACAAAUCAUACAAGUUUUUCAGGAGUACCAGAAAUCACGGUUGCAUUUCGUGCAAACUGUUGCUGAUCUGGCAUCCAGACCCCAGAAUAUAGAAAUCCUCCACAAUGCCGGUGCGAUGGCCAUGCUCCGCGCCCUGUUGUUGGACGUGGUCCCCAGCAUUCAGCAGGCUGCGGCCGUGGCUCUCGGUCGCCUGGCCAACUACAGUGCUGAGAUGGCGGAGGCCGUGGUGAAGGAGGACAUCCUUCCCCUUCUGGUCCACUCUCUGGGCUUGCAGAACAGGCUCUAUAAGAAAGCGGCAGCGUUUGUGCUGCGUGCAGUCGCCAAACACUCCACCGGGCUGUCCAGUGCGGUCGUGUCAUGUGGGGGUUUGGAUGCAAUGGUCAUCUGCCUGGAGGAGUUUGACCCGUUGGUGAAGGAGGCAGCAGCCACGACUCUGGGCUUCAUUGCGCGGCACAGUGCGACAUUGACACAGUCUGUUGUGGAUGCUGGCGCGAUCCCGCUGCUGGUCAUGUGCCUUCGAGAACCCGAGAUGGCUCUGAAACGAACCGCGGCCGCCACAAUCAGCGAUAUCUGCAAGCAUACCCCCGAACUGACGCAGAUGGUGGUGGAAUGUGGUACCAUCACACAUCUGGUGCAGAUGAUCAACAGCCCGGACACAAAACUGAAGAGGCAGGUGUUCUCGGCCUUGAGCCAGAUCAGCAAGCACACGGUCACCAUGGCGGAGAUGGUGAUCGAGGCCGAGGUCCUCCCUGCCGCGGUUGCCUGCCUCAAACAUCCAGACGACCAUGUGAGGAUGAACGUCGCUUCUCUGAUGAAGGAGAUCGUGAAACACACACCGGAGCUGUCACAGGUCAUCGUGAACAGUGGUGGCUUGGCAGCGGUGAUCGACUAUCUGGCCGAGUGCCGUGGAGAUCUUCGGCUACCAGGGAUCUUGAUGCUGGGAUACGUGGCGGCGCACAGCGAGAAACUCGCCAUGGCCGUCGUUCUCUCCAAGGGGUUGCCCCAGCUGACCCUGUGUCUGUCCCAGGAGCACGAUCACCACAUUAAAGCAUCCACGGCCUGGGCCAUCAGCCAGAUCGGCGGUCACACGACUCAGCAUGCCAACGCCGUGGCCAAAGCCGGCCUGCUGCCCAAACUGCUCCAGCUCUACAUGAACACCGGCAGCUCGGAAGACCUGCAGAUUAAAGCUAAGACGGCACUGAACAGUAUUCUGCAGAGAUGCACCGACCUGCCAUCACUGCAGCCGCUUCUCUUUGACGCGCCGAGCAACAUCCUCAAGCACGUCGUGUGCCAGUUCAGCAAAGUACUGCCUCACGACAGCUUGGCGCGGCGUAUUUUUGUGACAAGCGGGGGUCUGGCGAAGGUGCAAGAGAUCAAGGCCAAGUCUGACUCUGCUCUGCAGAAGUACAUCAGAGUAAUAAAUGACUGUUUCCCAGAGGAGGUGGUCAGGUACUAUUCCCCCGGCUACUCGGAGAUCUUGUUGGAGAAAGUGGAGGACUAUGAGCCUGAAAUCUCCAAGCUGAAAUAA